AUCGUUUGUAGGUUUUACGCUAGACUCUGUGUGACCCAACGACCAGGUUAAACGAAACACAAAAGAAUUAAAACAAAGAAGAAGAAGGAGAAGAAGAUGAAACUUAUUUGGUCACCGGAAACAGCAUCAAAGGCUUACAUCGACACCGUUAAAUCGUGCGAAAAACUUGGAACGCCAGGAGCCGCAGAGCUAGUGGCAGCUAUGGCGGCAGGAUGGAACGCGACUCUAAUCGUGGAAACAUGGUCAAAAGGAGAAACCAUAGCCAUAAGCGUAGGGUUAAACGUAGCAAGUCAACACACAAACGCAAGACACAUUUGUAUUGUUCCAAACGCAAGUUCAGAAGCCGCUUAUCUCCAAGCCAUGACACAACAAUCUUGCUCCACCUUGCCUGAGACAAUUAUUAUGAACGAGGAAGAAGAAAACUCAGAGAAGGCGAUGCAGAAGCUACAAGGAAUCGAUUUCUUGGUAAUUGAUUGGGAUCAAAAGGAUUUUGCAGCAAACGUCUUGAGAAACGCUGCGUUUGGUAGCAGAGGAGCGGUCGUGGUCUGCAGAAGCGGGUACAGGAGAAGCACGUCUUGUUUCAGUUGGACAAAAACGUUUAGCGACCGGAACGUUGUGAGAACGGUGACUCUUCCGGUUUCAGGUGGUCUAGAAAUUGCUCAUGUGGCUGCAGCAAGUAGCACUGGGAAGAGUGAUAACAUCAACAAGAGAAAAUGGAUCAAACAUAUUGAUCAAAGAUCAGGAGAAGAACAUGUUAUUAGAAAGUAAAAAUAUAUAUUAAAAACUAUAGAAAAAGUGUGGAAUGAUAUGUUUGAUAUCUGCAUGAGAGGUGAUUUGUACAUAAAGCAAUUGUUAUUGGAAGAUUUGGUUUGGCUGUUGUGAUACAUUACAUUUGAUGAUGAAAAUAACACAGUACUCAUCUAGUUUAUAAA
Messenger RNA from Raphanus sativus (radish), 932 nucleotides. RefSeq lists its product as uncharacterized. The record is from RefSeq and is a predicted model, not a curated record. The coding region runs from base 97 to 768 and encodes 223 amino acids. Lineage: Eukaryota; Viridiplantae; Streptophyta; Magnoliopsida; Brassicales; Brassicaceae. The transcript is spliced from 2 exons.